AUAAUGCAAAAGUAUCAAAUCAAUCCAGAAUCCAGAUCUUCUGGAAGCAAAGUAGUUCACAAGACUUUGUAGAGUAAAGACAGAUAAGUUUUGAACAGACUGAAGCAAUUUUUAGAUUCCUCAAGUCAAUUUCUCUCCCCAAACAGCUUCCGUGAAUGACAAAUUGCUAAAUCUAAGGGUAAUACUCUGUUACAGUUUCUCUCUUCGCUUUCAGUUUUUCGUUUUUCUGCAAUUCCAAUUACUUCUAAGCUCUCUCUGUCCUUCCUUACUAUGGAGAUUUGAUAAACAACCAAUCAGAUUUGCUGACGAACCCCAUUUAUCAUCUAGGGUUUGCUUCAGAAUGCUUUUGAAACAUUAAAGUUCAACACUUCAGCACUUGGGAUCUUAAUGCUGUUUCUUGUUUACUCUGAUCUAGGAGUGUAGCUUUUACCAUUUACUUGUGUCUGUUUUUGGUGCUGUUGUUUGAUCUGUAAUGCAUACUUCAAUUUUCUUUUCUUGUAGAUUGAUUUCAAGAACAAGUCAUGCUAACUCUUUCCAAGUUUCAUGUGAUACUAAUCCCAAUACUCUUCUUCAUUACGCUUCUUUCGCCAUUGUUCUCCAUUGCUCUACCUAUCAACAUUUGGCCAAAGCCGAGAUUUCUCUCAUGGCCUCAACAUAAAGCCAUUGCACUCUCUCCAAAUUUCACUAUCCUUGCCCCUGAACACCAAUACCUUUCGGCCUCUGUAACACGGUAUCACAACCUGAUCCGUUCUGAGAAUUACUCGCCUCUCAUUAGCUAUCCUGUCAAACUUAUGAAAAGAUACACCUUGAGGAACCUUGUAGUCACUGUUACCGAUUUUUCUCUUCCGCUUCACCACGGUGUUGAUGAGUCUUACAAACUCUCCAUCCCCAUUGGCAGCUUCUCCGCGCACUUGUUAGCUCAUUCGGCUUGGGGAGCUAUGCGUGGCCUUGAGACAUUCUCUCAGAUGAUUUGGGGAACAUCUCCUGAUUUGUGCUUACCCGUUGGAAUUUAUAUUCAGGAUUCUCCUCUGUUUGGCCAUAGAGGUGUUUUGCUCGAUACAUCGAGGAAUUACUAUGGAGUAGAUGAUAUAAUGAGGACUAUUAAGGCCAUGAGUGCAAACAAACUCAAUGUGUUCCAUUGGCAUAUCACUGAUUCACAAUCUUUUCCACUGGUGCUUCCUUCUGAACCUUCACUUGCUGCAAAAGGAUCUCUUGGACCAGACAUGGUAUACACUCCCGAGGAUGUCUCAAAGAUUGUUCAGUAUGGUUUUGAGCAUGGUGUUAGAGUACUUCCUGAAAUAGACACUCCUGGUCAUACAGGAUCAUGGGGAGAAGCUUACCCGGAAAUUGUGACAUGUGCCAAUAUGUUCUGGUGGCCUGCUGGAAAAAGUUGGGAAGAGCGGUUAGCUAGUGAACCUGGGACUGGUCAGCUUAACCCUUUGAGUCCUAAAACAUAUGAAGUUGUUAAAAACGUCAUACAAGAUAUCGUUAAUCAAUUUCCAGAAUCUUUCUUUCAUGGAGGUGGAGAUGAAGUUAUCCCAGGCUGUUGGAAAACCGAUCCUGCCAUCAAUUCUUUCUUGUCCUCUGGUGGAACACUAAGCCAGCUUCUUGAAAAGUACAUAAACUCGACAUUACCUUACAUCGUGUCACAGAACCGCACAGUUGUUUACUGGGAAGAUGUUCUGUUGGAUGCACAAAUCAAGGCGGAUCCAUCUGUUCUUCCUAAAGAGCACACAAUCUUACAGACUUGGAAUAACGGUCCGGAGAACACAAAGAGAAUCGUAGCUGCUGGUUACAGAGUAAUUGUCUCUUCAUCAGAGUUCUACUACUUAGACUGUGGUCACGGCGGGUUUCUAGGGAAUGAUAGUAUAUAUGAUCAGAAAGAAAGCGGUGGCGGGUCUUGGUGUGCACCAUUUAAGACGUGGCAGAGCAUAUACAACUAUGAUAUAGCUGAUGGUUUGCUCAAUGAGGAAGAGAGGAAGCUGGUGCUAGGAGGAGAGGUUGCAUUGUGGUCAGAGCAAGCUGACUCGACGGUUUUAGACUCACGUCUUUGGCCACGUGCCUCUGCGUUGGCGGAGAGCUUGUGGUCAGGGAAUAGAGACGAGAGAGGUGUUAAGAGAUGUGGUGAAGCCGUGGACCGUUUAAACCUGUGGAGGUAUAGGAUGGUUAAGAGAGGGAUUGGAGCUGAACCUAUCCAACCAUUGUGGUGUUUGAAGAAUCCUGGAAUGUGUAAUACAGUCCAUGGUGCUCUUCAAGAUCAAUAAAAACAGAUAGUUUCGAAAUUGGAUCCGAGUCAAAGAAAGCAUAAACAUGCUCUUGAUCAGGCUCUUUUGAUUGUUGUAUACAUACUUUGCUUUGUAGUUGUGGGUUGUAAUUCUCAAAUCCUGAAGUAUGCGGGGUAUUUUGUAUGAAUAGUUGAAAGUUAUGGGGCAAAAAUGGAAAGUUUCUUUAUUUACCGUACUACGAAACAAUUAUCACAA
This is a messenger RNA of Arabidopsis thaliana (thale cress), 2480 nucleotides long. RefSeq names its product beta-hexosaminidase 2 (gene HEXO2). NCBI's taxonomy places the organism in Eukaryota, Viridiplantae, Streptophyta, Magnoliopsida, Brassicales, Brassicaceae. The coding region runs from base 522 to 2264 and encodes 580 amino acids. The record is from RefSeq and is marked reviewed. The transcript has 2 exons. Gene Ontology annotation, biological process: carbohydrate metabolic process. Gene Ontology annotation, cellular component: plasma membrane. Gene Ontology annotation, molecular function: beta-N-acetylhexosaminidase activity; hydrolase activity, hydrolyzing O-glycosyl compounds.